Molecule: messenger RNA, 2513 nt
Organism: Glycine soja
Lineage: Eukaryota; Viridiplantae; Streptophyta; Magnoliopsida; Fabales; Fabaceae
Product: sulfate transporter 3.1-like
Exons: 12
Coding region: 121-2094 (657 amino acids)
Biological process (GO): transmembrane transport
Cellular component (GO): membrane
Molecular function (GO): secondary active sulfate transmembrane transporter activity
Source: RefSeq, a predicted model, not a curated record
ACCAUUAUAUAAACCCAUCUCAUUGAGAACUCUCCUCACACACCACACCCUCAUUAGCUAGCUCGCACAUUAAGUUAUAUAACACAUAUUUGCUUGCUUAGAAAUACUAUUAUUGAAGAUAUGGGGAGUGUAGAUUAUGAGUACCCUUUGGGCAUGAACAACUUUGAGAGAGUGCACCAAGUGGAGGUUCCACCGCCACAGCCGUUUUUCAAGUCUCUAAAGUACUCUUUGAAGGAGACUUUCUUCCCUGAUGACCCUUUGAGGCAGUUCAAGAACAAGCCAGCUUCCAAGAAGUUCAUGCUUGGCCUUCAGUUCUUCUUCCCCAUUUUCGAAUGGGCUCCCAAAUACACCUUUCAGUUCUUGAAAGCUGACCUCAUAGCUGGCAUCACCAUCGCUAGCUUGGCCAUUCCUCAGGGCAUCAGUUAUGCCAAGCUCGCCAACCUCCCUCCAAUUCUUGGACUAUAUUCGAGCUUUAUACCACCAUUGAUUUAUGCGAUGAUGGGUAGCUCGAGGGAUUUGGCAGUGGGGACUGUGGCGGUUGGAUCGCUUCUGAUGGGUUCGAUGUUGAGUAAUGCCGUUGAUCCCAAUGAAGACCCAAAGCUUUACCUCCACCUGGCUUUCACAGCUACAUUAUUUGCUGGUGUUUUUCAGGCUGCCUUGGGUCUGUUUAGGUUGGGGUUGAUCGUGGAUUUUCUGUCACAUGCAACCAUAAUAGGGUUCAUGGGAGGAGCAGCCACGGUGGUGUGUCUGCAGCAACUAAAAUCGAUUCUUGGCCUUGAGCAUUUCACCCAUGGAGCUGAUAUCAUAUCAGUGAUGCGCUCUGUUUUCACCCAAACUCAUGAGUGGAGGUGGGAAAGUGCUGUGUUAGGAUGUGUCUUCAUUUUCUUCCUCCUUAGCACAAGAUACUUCAGCAAAAAACGACCAAGGUUUUUUUGGGUGUCAGCAAUGGCGCCAUUGACGUCCGUUAUAUUGGGAAGUCUCUUGGUUUAUUUCACUCACGCCGAGAAGCACGGUGUUGAAGUGAUAGGAGAACUGAAGAAGGGUUUGAAUCCACCAUCACUCACAAAUCUGGUAUUUGUGUCGCCUUACAUGACUACAGCUGUCAAAACUGGCAUUGUCGUUGGCAUCAUAUCACUUGCGGAAGGAAUAGCAGUAGGAAGAAGCUUUGCAAUGUAUAAAAAUUACAAUAUUGAUGGCAACAAAGAGAUGAUAGCUAUUGGGACCAUGAACGUAGUUGGUUCUUUCACCUCUUGCUACCUCACAACAGGACCAUUUUCGCGUUCGGCUGUGAACUAUAACGCUGGAUGCAAGACAGCAGCUUCCAACAUUAUAAUGUCACUUGCAGUAAUGUUGACAUUGUUAUUCCUGACACCCUUGUUCCAUUACACUCCCCUGGUGGUGCUAUCAGCUAUUAUCGUAUCUGCAAUGCUUGGACUCAUAGAUUAUGAAGCAGCCAUCCAUCUAUUUAAGGUUGACAAAUUUGACUUUGUGGUGUGCAUGAGUGCAUACAUUGGCGUGGUCUUUGGCAGUGUUGAAAUUGGCUUAGUCAUAGCUAUUGUAAUAUCUGUACUUCGGGUACUUCUAUUUAUUGCAAGGCCAAGGACAUUCGUUUUGGGCAACAUUCCAAAUUCUGUGAUAUACCGAAAUGUUGAGCACUAUCAAAAUGCAAAACAUGUUCCUGGAAUGCUAAUUCUAGAGAUUGAUGCACCAAUUUACUUUGCCAAUGCCAGCUAUUUAAGAGAAAGGAUCACAAGGUGGAUUGAUGAAGAAGAAGAAAGAAUUAAAGCUACAGGGGAGACUAGUUUGCAGUAUGUUAUAAUUGAUAUGAGUGCUGUUGGAAACAUUGAUACAAGUGGAAUAAGUAUGCUUGAAGAGGUGAAGAAGAUUACAGAGAGAAGAGAGCUACAGCUUGUUUUGGUCAAUCCUGUAAGUGAAGUGAUGAAGAAACUGAACAAAUCGAAGUUCCAAAAUCAUUUAGGGAAGAAAUGGAUCUAUCUGACUGUUGAAGAGGCCGUUGGAGCAUGCAACUUCAAUCUACGUGCAAGCAAAACGAACCCAAAGAAAGAUGAAACAGAGGGUUGGAACAAUGUGUGACUGAGUCAUAUGCCAAAGAGUAUUCUAAAUAACUCAAAAAGCUUAUUCGUUUUCGUCUUAGUAAUGUUACCACUACAAUGUGUGGCAUGAGAAUUUCUGAAUCACGCCGAAGAAGUUUUAAAGGCAUAGGAAAAUGAAAGAUGCAAGGGUCUUCUAAUUUCUCAACUCUGCAUCCUUAGUUAGAAGAAAAUCUCCUAUGUAUAGGCUGUUGAAAUAAUCUUUACGUAUCAUGCUUGAUAAUAUAUUCAAGAGAAAUGCUAGCAACACACUCUCAGACACACUCUUUUGAACACAUGUAAAGAGGUAAAGAAGUGUGUUGCUAGCACUCCUCCAUAUUCAAUUGUAAAGUAAUUGCCAUGAGAAUUUAAAAAUCCUUUGGAAACGUCUAAGAACUAGAACCAAUCAAUGUGGAUUUCUGA